AUGGCGGUAUUUCUGUUUAACUUGAAAUAUUCCGCUGUCACUGUGAUGGUGGCAGCGCUUCUAGCUGCUCUCGCUUUUGCUCUCGCCCAUGAUGUCUUCUAUCAAAGCCUGAACGGAAAGCCUGUGCUCAAGACCCAACCACUCGCUGGGUUGAGGUCCUCGUUGAAUAUAUCCGACCAGCAGAUUUACCUUUCGCUCGGUACGUUUUUUGCCUUCGUCAAGAGUUCUCUUGGAGCAUCCGUCUCAACGGUCUUUGAUCAAUUCGUUUGGAAGUCCAUCCACGACCAGAGAACUAGAAUUGGUAUUAUCGACGAUCUACUUUCUGCCAACUCGUCGUGGUCAGUGGAAUUUUACGGUCCUACGAUCGUCUGUGACAAAGCUAUCAAUACCUUGAAGAUCACUGGAAAUGAUACAUGGAAACUAUUCUUGUAUAAUUAUCUUUCUUUGGCACCUGAGUCAGAUACUCUGGUUGGUUCUGCACCUUUUCAACACGAGAAUGGGAGUGACACGUACACUGAACGGUUGCUUAGGCUCGGUCCCCCAGUUCAAGAUCCAAGCGACGUAUCGCGACUCUGGAGUUCGAAAAAGCCUGGCGCUGACAGGCCACCUCUAUCUCUAUUUGUUGCCACAUUUCCGCAUGCUUUAGAAUAUACCGAAUUUCACCAAGCUGUGGAAAACUUGGACAGAGUUGUAUGGAAUGCCACGAUUCUACAGUGUGUGCUCCACAAUGCCACAUAUCAGGUCAAUCUCAGCGACGUCAACGGAGACCAGACAGUCCAUGGAGACAUCACAGUCCUUAAUGGCGUUGGCCACUUCGGCGGUGUUACCAAUAUGGACAUCGAAGAGGGGAAACUUUCUUCCAAUACUUCCUUUUUACACAACCUUCAACUCAUAGAGUCUGCGUCUUAUCAGUCUAUAAUGGAGUCUUUUGGGGGUCUUUUGUUUGGAUCGAUCGGUACUCGGUUCAUCAUUGCUGGAUACAGAAGAGAUGGAUCUGUUCAAUCUACCAUAGGCACGAGAUCGAAAGGUCCAUUUGAGGAUUACUGGUACGGGAGAUCUGUCAGCGUGUCAAAUGAAUCUUCGGUAUUAUCCAAAGCCCCUGGAGGAACUUUUCCAGAACAUCACCUUUUCGCUCAUGAGCUCCAAAAUGUUCCAGUGAGCAACACCGUGAACGCAGUGCCAGAAAAAAACGUGCCUAUCACCUCUUACCACAAUAUCUACGUUUACACUCGAUCGAUUCUCCGGGCUGCUUGUGGUACUGCAUUUGGCGUCACGACAUUGUGUGUUGCUGCCGGCAUCUUGCUCUAUUUCUCCAACGAUGGAUCCUACAGCAGGCGCCACGAUAUCCACGGAGCUCGGCUAGAAGACUACAGUGGCCUGGACCCGCUUCCGGGCCACAUUGCGAAUUCGAAAUUGACCACCGGCUACAACCCAGAUCAUCCUGCCAGGGCAUUAUCCACGGCCCCUCUGGGUCAUCGAGAAUCAGCGGCUAGUAGUCAGCUGCUUGAGGUGACAUCGAAUGGAGUUGUUGACGAUAAGAGAAGUAGCACGAGAUGA
Molecule: messenger RNA, 1557 nt
Organism: Penicillium robsamsonii
Lineage: Eukaryota; Fungi; Ascomycota; Eurotiomycetes; Eurotiales; Aspergillaceae
Exons: 6
Coding region: 1-1557 (518 amino acids)
Source: RefSeq, a predicted model, not a curated record